CCUAACAUUAAUUCAUAAACCCUCUUCUUCGUCGAGUUUCGACUUUCUGCAGCAGCCAUGGCUUCCGUUCUAUCAAAGAAGCAGAAAAAGAGGGAAAAAUAUACCCUCUCUGACCUCAAAACCCUAGGAAACCAGCUUCUCUCUUCCAGAGCCCACGUCAACAACCUCCCUCUCCUCCUCACCUUUGUCUCCCCAUCAUCACCUCCUCAGCACGUCCUUGAAACCAUUCUCUCCCUCCAAUCCUUCUUUACCAUCGACCUCCCCUCAAAACCCUCCAUCCACUCCAAAACCGACCCCGAAUUAAUCUACCGAACCUGGCUUCGCUCCAAGUUCGAUGACUUCGUCAAAUCUCUUAUCGAUAUCCUCACAUCUUCGACGUGUGAAGAAACCUUGAGAGAGGUUGUGCUGGAUACGAUAAUGGAGUUGGUGAAACUGGGGAAUAGCGGAAGGUUCAAUUCUGCAGUAUAUCACAGAUUUAUUCAUAGUAUUGUUGGUUCUACAAUGUCGGUUACUUUUUUGUUAGACUUGCUUGAAUCCAAGUAUUUCAAAUAUAUUGACGUGCGUUAUUUUACCUACAUUAGCCUGGAAAAAAUUACAAAAACUUUGGAGGCAAAAGACAUCUCUGACAACAGAACGGCGAGUGCAGAUGAGGAUUCUAAAAGUCAUUCAAAAGAAAGCAUAGAGCUUUCUAUUCACAAGAUACAUCAUAUUCUGGCACACAUUCCCCCUUUAGAAGUUCUUGAAGAAAAAUCUGAUUAUGAGAUGUGGAUUGGAUCUGGAUUUUCAUCUAAAGAAUCUGAUCGGAAAGACCAUUCUGAGCUUCCUGAUGCCGAAGAUAAGCAGUGUAAGACAGAGCAAUCUAAUAACAAUGUCUCUCCUGUUAAAAUGGCCAAAAAGAUGAAACUAAAAUUUACCAAGGCCUGGAUUUCAUUUCUUAGGUUACCGCUUCCUCUUGAUGUGUACAAGGAGGUUCUUGUUAAUCUCCACCAGGCUGUUAUUCCUCAUCUUUCUAAUCCCAUCAUGUUAUGUGAUUUUUUGACAAGAUCUUAUGACAUUGGAGGUGUUAUAAGUGUCAUGGCCCUUAGCAGCCUGUUUGUUCUUAUGACGCAACAUGGUCUAGAGUAUCCCAACUUCUAUGAAAAGCUCUAUGCACUAUUGGUGCCUUCUAUUUUUAUGGCAAAACAUCGGGCAAAAUUCUUCCAGCUUCUUGAUUCUUGUAUGAAAUCACCUCUUCUUCCGGCAUAUUUGGCUGCUGCCUUUGCCAAGAAAUUGAGUAGAUUGUCGCUUUCAGUCCCUCCCUCCGGAGCAUUAGUUAUAAUAGCUCUAAUUCACAACCUCUUACGAAGACAUCCUUCAAUUAAUUGUUUGGUUCACUGGGAAAAUGAUGAUGGAACUGCUAGAGAUGAUUCUAGAGCUUCAGAGCCUGGUGAUGAAGCGGAGGAUUCUGGCAAGCAUGCAGAUCUCUACAGUAGAAAACUAGGCAUUGAUCAUUUCAACAAUGAGGAAAGUGAUCCUGCAAGGUCCAAUGCAAUGCGAAGUUCUCUUUGGGAAAUUGAUACCCUUCGACACCACUAUUGCCCGCCUGUUUCGAGAUUUGUCCUGUCUCUUGAGACUGAUUUGACAGUUAGAGCCAAAACCACUGAGAUAGCAGUGGACGAUUUCAGUUCUGGUUCAUAUGCAACAAUAUUUAGGGAGGAGAUGGGUCGAAGGGUUAAACAGGUCCCAGUUGCAUUCUACAAAGCAACUCCCACCUCUUUGUUCUCGGGAUCUGAAUUUGUUGGUUGGACUUUCAAAGGCAAAGAGAGUGAGGGAGAGGAAACUGGGACAAUCAUAUCUGAAGAAGAUGAUCAUAAUUCUGCAAAAAGACAGCGGAUAGGGAGCUCUUAAACCAAGUGCACUUCCCACAAUUUUUUUUGUAACAAAAUAUUUAGAUCAAUUUUGUAGGCUUGUAUUAUUGGGUAGUUCAUAUGCUGUGAGAUAUGGACUCAUUUUGUCACCAAAAUUUUCUUAACUGUCAGCUGCUUUUCUGGAUAUUUUUGAUGUUUUUGACGGCGAGGCUUAAUGAUGAUUUUAUUCUUGUUUCCUUGGAA
Molecule: messenger RNA, 2090 nt
Organism: Vitis riparia (riverbank grape)
Lineage: Eukaryota; Viridiplantae; Streptophyta; Magnoliopsida; Vitales; Vitaceae
Product: protein NUCLEOLAR COMPLEX ASSOCIATED 4
Exons: 15
Coding region: 58-1887 (609 amino acids)
Biological process (GO): ribosome biogenesis
Cellular component (GO): small-subunit processome; Noc4p-Nop14p complex; nucleolus
Source: RefSeq, a predicted model, not a curated record